AUGGACAGAGUAACUUUAUACGAAGAAUACAGGCUUAUUGAAAAAACUGAACUAGAAGUAAAUGGAAUUUGGAAAGCAGCUCAUCUAUUACUUUUCUUUUUGGCUUUCGUGUUUGGUUCAUUUUGCACGUUUUGUUUUCACAUGAUGAUGUAUUUGUUUGAUGAGAAGUGCGUGCUUUUUCCCAAACUGCUGUCACUCACUUCCUUCCGCCAAAACAUCAUCUAUGAGUUCAUUCCGGAAGAUAAGGAAGUCACUGAUAUGUUACCAGUUGAUUUCCUAAGCACACAAUGGGUGGAAAAGAGUGCUUGUUUACUGCCAACGUACGUCCCUCUUGUUUCUGGCAUCUUUGGUCUUGUUUGGACCACAAUGUUCUUGAUGUGUUCUACCGGUAGUCGAGUUUUAACUGGCUUACAGAGACCAUGGCGUGUAAUACCACCUGUGUUUUUGUUCUCGUUAACUAUGGGUAGUCUCUGUGUGUACACAUCGGCUGUUACGCAUUACGGGUUACAGGAAUUAUGUCUUAAGCUUAGUGAGAUUACCGGCAGCACGACGUGUACAUAUACCAUAAAUGUGGCUACACUUGCUUAUGAGCGUCGAAUACGUGGCGUGUACCAAGCAACUCGUCUUACUAUUUUAUCAGCUUGGUUGCAUACUGGAUGCUGGGUGUUAUCUACUGUUUUAGCGGUAGCAAGAAUUCUACUAGCAGUUGACUUCCAAUUGAUCAAAGUCAGUGUGCAAUUGCAAGGAGAUAUUGAUAGAAUGCUUGAACGCCACGAAAGGCAUAUUCGUACCGUCUCACCACUAAUAAUAGAAACAAAUCGUUCAGUUAACCCAGUUCAUCGCACAGAGACUCUUAUUCAAAUUCACUUUAAAAAGCAAGAGUUCAAAGCCAAUUUCUUGAGAAAUAACGAAAGUCAAAUAAUAAGUUCAAAAGAUGACAAAGGUGACCUACUAUACUUUGCUACUUUAACCAGGGAACCGUCAGAACCAUCAUUAGUUCAAACAGAGCGGAAUAAAUUGAACAAAAUAGAGGCUUAUAGCGCAGUUGCUGCGGAGCAUCGAUUUAUUGUUAAAAUGGUAUAUUCCUUACUUGACACUAUUGGUUUGCCUUUAACUGCUGACACUAUCUCUUCCUCUGGUUCAGUGGAAUCUAUAUCUGAAAUGACUCUGGAAAUAACUCGACAAUAUGGUCAGCAAUGCAUUUCGCCCGGAUUUAAACCUUCAGGAUCUCAACUACAAAUAAAAGAUAAGGAAGCUGUAGAUUUUCAAGAACCCGAAGAUAUAUCAUCACAGAUAAAACGAGAUUUGCAAGCGAAAUUUAAUAGAAAGUUGAGUGAUUUGAAAAAAGAUACUGACACUUUGCCGACGAAUGCCCUUCUUAAUCAGCAAUCUACUAUGAACAUAGUACCUGAACUUAAAAGAAAUGUAAAGGAAAAACAGGGCCAAAAUGAACCAGGCACUAGUGGAGGACAGAAGAAAAACGAAUUAAAAUCUAAUUUAAAACAAGUUGGUAUUCAAACAGAUGAAAAAUUAAGAGAUAAAUCCUUAAAAGUACAAAUAGAUUCUCGUACAAGUGUAUUUGACUCAGUAACUUCUACUAGGGUGGACGAACAAACGCCAAAGGAAGAUAAGAAAACACAAACCCAAAAAGAAAAAAUGGAAUAG
Nymphalis io (European peacock) is the source of this 1665-nucleotide messenger RNA. RefSeq lists its product as uncharacterized. Lineage: Eukaryota; Metazoa; Arthropoda; Insecta; Lepidoptera; Nymphalidae. The transcript has 6 exons. The coding region runs from base 1 to 1665 and encodes 554 amino acids. The record is from RefSeq and is a predicted model, not a curated record.